This is a messenger RNA of Anoplopoma fimbria (sablefish), 1782 nucleotides long. RefSeq names its product acylglycerol kinase (gene agk). Gene Ontology annotation, molecular function: ATP-dependent diacylglycerol kinase activity; ceramide kinase activity; acylglycerol kinase activity. NCBI's taxonomy places the organism in Eukaryota, Metazoa, Chordata, Actinopteri, Perciformes, Anoplopomatidae. The coding region runs from base 167 to 1438 and encodes 423 amino acids. Gene Ontology annotation, cellular component: TIM22 mitochondrial import inner membrane insertion complex; mitochondrion. Gene Ontology annotation, biological process: protein insertion into mitochondrial inner membrane; ceramide biosynthetic process. The record is from RefSeq and is a predicted model, not a curated record. The transcript is spliced from 14 exons.
CGGUACCGUUAUGUCGUUACACCAACAUGUCCAUGCGACGUUUGACAGUUCUGGAUCCGUGACCGCUAAAAUGGAAAUGUGUCAUACAUGAAUGUAAAACUUCGAUGCCGCCGUAAAUGUAGCUGCGCAUUUAAAUCGAGGGCUUUGGGAUAUUUUAAUUGAAAGUAUGGCUCGCGUUGUGAAAGUGUUUCGGACUCUGCGGAACAACUGGAAGAAGUCCACCUUUGCUGCUUGCGUCCUGUCUUACGGGGGCUACUGGCUGUAUGGUAAACACUGUGACAGUGUUCUGCGGAGAGAGGCUUGUCUCGCCGCCAGGGAAUUCGGGCGCCAACUGAUUGCACCACAGGAGCGUCUGAGGAAAGCAACAGUGAUCUUGAACCCGGCAGCUUGCAGUGGGAAAGCCAACAACCUGUUUGAAAAGAAUGCUGCUCCACUUUUACACCUGGCUGGUGUGGAGAUUACUAUAGUAAAGACGGACUAUGAAGGUCAGGCAAAAAAACUGAUUGAGCUCAUGGAACAGACCGAUAUGCUCAUCGUAGCCGGAGGGGAUGGCACCUUGCAGGAAGUCGUCACCGGUUUGCUGCGAAGGCCAGAUCAAGACACAGUCUGUAACACACCAAUUGGAUUCAUUCCACUGGGCUCUCACAAUUCCCUGAGUCCAAGUCUUCACCUCCUCAGUGACAACAAGGUCAAAGACAUUACAUCGGCAACACUGUCCAUUCUAAAGGGAGAAACAGUACCUCUGGAUGUGCUGCAAAUCAAAGGAGAGAAAGAGCAGCCAGUCUUCGCUCUGACGGGACUACGUUGGGGAGCUUUUAGAGAUGUGGCUGCAACAAUCAGCAAAUAUUGGUACCUUGGGCCAUUGAAGACAAAUGCAGCACAUUGGUUUAGUACUCUACGGGAGUGGCCCCUGAUCCGUGAGGUCUCAGUGUCCUACCUGGCUCCCAGCCUACGGCCCCCUGACCUGCCAACUCAUAAGCCCCCCAGACCCAACCUGCUCUACCGCAUCGUCCGCAGGCUCAAAAACCGCUGGAACCCUCCUGUCGAAGAGCCUCCAAAAGUGGAGGAGCCAGAGCAGUGGAAUGAGGAGCAUCUGUCGACGUUAGAGCUGUUUAUUCAAACGCAAAACAAAAACCCAGUGGAGAUGCGCAUAAAUGACUCCCUGAUGAUCUGUGCAGAACCGGACAACUUCACAGUGGGCGAGUACAUCACUGUCGGAAGUAAAAAGGAAAAGGAUCCAACCGUAUUCACCAAAGACUCCACAAAACUGGAAGCCAGUGUUUGCCAGCUUCACCUGCCAGAGGGUGCCGCUGGCUUCUACAGCAUCGACAACGAGGAGUAUGAGGCCAUGCCCGUAGAAGUAAGGCUGUUGCCACGGAAACUACGUUUCUUCAUCAGUGCAGAGCGCAGGGAGCAGCUUCUCUCACAUAUGCAGUGAUGAAAAAACAUUGAACAUGAAAGAAGACAAGAACAGCGAGACAAAAACUGAUUGAGUCAAGAGAAACACUAAAGCAAAGAACAGGAUGCCAUGAGAUUCUGAAGUCAGACGGAUUUGUUCUUUGCCAGCUGUUACAUGUAAUGUUUACUACAUGUAAACAUUCAGUGGAAUAAUUAUAAGGAGGAAUACAUGAAAUGCUGUUGGAUAUUAAAGGACCAAGGCUUUGUUUCUUUAAGCCAGUAACCCGUGUAUCGGUUGUCUUACAAAAUGAUUUUAUGUUUACUGAAUGGUUUACUAUUCCCAUCACAUUUGAUCUUGGUCAAUAAAAAUUAUUUCUGUCCAAA